Molecule: messenger RNA, 756 nt
Organism: Aureobasidium vineae
Lineage: Eukaryota; Fungi; Ascomycota; Dothideomycetes; Dothideales; Saccotheciaceae
Source: the annotation of a GenBank genome assembly
AUGUCUGCGCAAGAAACUUGUCUGAUCGUUGGUGCCAUCACUGGCAUCGGCAAAGAGACCGCCGAACUUCUCGCGAAGAAGGGUUGGCAUGUCGUUGUCACUGGCAGAAGCCAAGGUAAGGGCAACAAGGUAGUAGAGACUAUCACACGAGACGGCGGUAGUGCUUCAUUCCAUCCUGUCGACGUGACCAGUCAAGAAUCGGUCGCUGCCCUCCACAAGCAUAUUCCCGAAACCCAUGGCCGCCUCGACGCAGCUGUCAACAAUGCUGGCAUGUCGAGUACCUUUCAGCCAUUCCACGCAACCCCUGUCGAGAACAUGGGUCUCAUGUACAACGUCAACCUCAAGGGAACCUUUUACUGCAUGCAAGAGCAACUGAAGAUGAUGCUGAAGCAAGAAAAGCAAGACGAUGCCGGCAAGAGAGGUGUUACCAUCAACAUGUCCAGCAUGUCCGGUCUUAUCGGUGUACCAUAUGCUGCGCCCUACUCAAGCACAAAACACGCUUCCACGGCCCUUAAAUACGCCGCCGAAGGCAUUUUCAUCCCCGCCAUCGCUCCUGGAGACAUCGACUCCGGGAUGUACGUACUGGAGGAGAGUUACGAGGGCGGCGCAUACACAAGGGAACAAGCUGCCGCCAUGCAUCCUCUGAACAGAAUCGGUACAUGUGCCGACGUCGCAAAGGCUGUGGCUUUCCUGUUGGAGAAUGACUUUAUCACUGGAGGUGUGAUCAGUGUUGACGGUGGCAUUUCUGCAAGGUAG